UUCGCAAUUGGGUCACCGCCGCUCUACAUAUAUUACAUUCUUCUUCGUCUUUCUUCUCAUUCUACUUUCUAUACACAAAUUUUCGUUCUUCAUCAACCAUGUUGUUAUCGCCGGGACACUCCCCGCGCCACCUAUCAACGCCGUCUCCUUCGCCGUCGUUGGCCGAGCAAAACCCUAAUUCAACCCUCCACAACAGUAAUUCUUCUACAGUACCAACCAAUAAACGCCGGUCGAAAGUACUCGAUGAGGAUACAUAUGUGGCCGCUAUAGAGAAAAUAAUCGAGCGUGAUUUCUUCCCAGAUAUCCCCAAGCUUCGCGAUCGUCUUGAUUGGCUUGAAGCGAUUCGCACAGGCGAUCCGGUUCAAAUUCGUGAUGCUCAGUUGAAAAUUAUCGAACGAAGGGGAGGUAGAGCUGUUGGAUCGAGCACUGAAGGUAAAUUACGAACCCCUGGUUCGACUUUCUUUCGAAAUUCGACUACUCCGUUUGAUGAUCCUUAUAAAACUCCCACUCCGAGUGUAGUUAAUGGUAAUAAUUGGUCUAGUGUUGGGAAUAAUGCUGAGGGAGGUGGUGGUGAGGUGGAUGGGUCUUUGAGUUUAGAUGAGUUUUUUAGGAGGUAUACGAGUGAGGAUAAUGAGAGUUUUUCAAAGCUUAUUGAGAAAGUGAACAGGAAAAGGAAGGAGAAAUAUGGGUAUUUGUUGGAAGGUGAGAAGGAUGAGGAGAUGAAGUUGAUUGAGGAUUCUAAGAGGGCGAAGGUAGUUACUGAUGGAUAUGGGACAUCAGAUCAGCCAGUGGCUACAUUGGAAGGGUGGAAAUACGCUGCUAAGAAUUUGCUGAUGUAUCAUCCGGCGGAUAAUGGGGAGGUAGCCUUGACUGAAGAAGAAAGAGCAGAGAGGCUUAAGGGAUUGACGAAAGAAGUUAGUAAGGUGAAUACAAGGUUUCAUGGUAAGAUGAUGGAAUCACAGCCGAAAGAGGAUGAGACAGUGGCUGUGCUUUAUACACCUGUUCCUGGGGCAACUCCGGUUCCUUUUCUUGAUAGAGGUGAUAAGACAAAGAAGUAUGAUUUGGAUGACCUGCGGAAGACCCCGAAUCAGUUCUUUGUUGAGUCAGGAAAGAAGGCUGAGAAUGGAUAUAGUUUUGUUAGUACUCCUUCACCCGCGCCUGGUGUGGAUGGAUCACCGUUUAUAACGUGGGGAGAAAUUGAAGGAACACCUUUGCGGCUGGAGCAGGAGGACACACCCAUUGAUAUUGGUGGAAAUGGUGAAGGCCCUCAGUAUAAGAUCCCAAUGCCACCCUCCAGAGAUACAAAGGCUCAUUCUUUAUCUCGUGAAGCUGCUCGUAAGUUGAGGGAGAGGUCAAAGAUGUUUCAGAAACCACCAUUACCUUCACCAGUUAGAGGAGGGAGUGCUAGUCCAGCUGCACGUACUCUUUCACCUGCUGCACAGAAGUUUAUGCGAAAGGCAAUUGCCAAGUCGUCUCACUCUUUAGAUGAAUCUCUCCGAGCAAGUUACCGUGGUGCAAGUCCUGGACUGAGUACUCCUAAAAUUGGCAGGAGUUUGUCAAGGUUAGGAAGAGAAGGUAGUCUAGAUUCCAGGUCACCAUCUGUAAGAGAAGGAUCUAAUCCUCCUUGGUAAUUGUCUUAUAGCAUUGUAUUGGUAAUUACCAGUUCCUUAUCAAAAAAAUAUAUUGGUAAUAACAUGUUAACCGUACUCAA
This is a messenger RNA of Solanum verrucosum, 1711 nucleotides long. RefSeq lists its product as uncharacterized. Bases 99 to 1631 code for a protein of 510 amino acids. Gene Ontology annotation, cellular component: catalytic step 2 spliceosome. The transcript has a single exon. The record is from RefSeq and is a predicted model, not a curated record. Lineage: Eukaryota; Viridiplantae; Streptophyta; Magnoliopsida; Solanales; Solanaceae.